Molecule: messenger RNA, 495 nt
Organism: Rosa rugosa (rugosa rose)
Lineage: Eukaryota; Viridiplantae; Streptophyta; Magnoliopsida; Rosales; Rosaceae
Product: protein WUSCHEL-like
Exons: 3
Coding region: 1-495 (164 amino acids)
Biological process (GO): plant organ development
Molecular function (GO): DNA-binding transcription factor activity; DNA binding
Source: RefSeq, a predicted model, not a curated record
AUGGAACCACAAAACCGGCAUCCAACCGAGGAUGGAGGAAGCAACAAAGCAGCCGAGAGUAGUCCUAACAUGCAUUGCAAGCAGAGUAAUACCAGGUGGCUUCCUACUACAGAUCAGAUAAGAAUCCUCAAUGAGCUUUACGAUGACAAGGGAGUUAAGUCCCCCACUGUAGAGCAGGUUCAGAGGAUCACUCUCCAGCUAAAAUGGUACGGACAGAUCGAGAACAAGAACGUCUUUUAUUGGUUCCAGAAUCAAAGGGCUCGGGAGAAGCUGAAGAAGAAGAAGCUCACUUCGGAUGUUCAAGUGCCCAAGCAAAGAUCAGGGCUUGAAGUUAAGUUUCAAGUUUGUUCAGGCAUGGAAACUACUGCUGCAGACACUUUUGGCCAGUGCUCUUUCACAGCUGAAAUUCACAUCAGUGCAAAAAGCAGCAGUGCACAUUCGGUUCUGUUUCGAAGCAAGCUAGGUGCGGAGGCUGAGUACUCUGCUGAUUUGUGA